Molecule: messenger RNA, 1609 nt
Organism: Tarenaya hassleriana
Lineage: Eukaryota; Viridiplantae; Streptophyta; Magnoliopsida; Brassicales; Cleomaceae
Product: protein ABHD17B-like
Exons: 5
Coding region: 401-1432 (343 amino acids)
Source: RefSeq, a predicted model, not a curated record
UUAUUGCUUCUUCUUCUUCUUCUUCCUAUGGUUGAUUGUUUCUAUGUGAUGUCACUUGUUGAUAUUCCCCAUGGCGAUGGAGUCUUAUUGCCACCUUCCAUGCUCUUAAUUGCUCUCUGUUGUCUUCAUUCUUCACUAAAUUGUUGAUAAUUUAUUCAGUUAAAGCAUGGUAUAAAUGUAGAAACGGGUAUUUAACGGAAUCAAUCUGUUCAAAAAACCAUACGUCUUCAUCUUCUUCCUCUUUUUUCCCAUUAAGCAUAUACAGUGCCGCUUAUUGUCCCAAUCUCCCUUAGCUCCCCGCCCUAUCAUUCCUCCUCUCUCUCCCCGAGAAAAAGCUUCGAACUCAAUCUCCGACAGCAAAGCCAGAGAAUGUUGGCCGUCUAGGGAGAGGGAGAGAGAGAUGGGAGGGGUGACGUCAUCGGUCGCGGCGAGGUUCGCCUUUUUCCCCCCGAGCCCGCCAUCGUACAAGCUGGUGACCGACGAACUCACCGGACUAUUGCUGCUGAGCCCCUUUCCCCACCGCGAAAACGUCGAAAUCAUGAAGCUUCCGACGUGUAGAGGUACGGAGAUAGUGGCCAUGUACGUCAGACAUCCCAUGGCCACGUCUACGCUGCUCUACUCCCAUGGAAACGCUGCCGAUCUGGGACAGAUGUACGAGCUCUUCAUCGAAUUGAGCAUUCAUCUCAGAGUUAAUCUCAUGGGGUAUGAUUAUUCCGGGUACGGACAGUCAACCGGAAAGCCAAGUGAGCAUAAUACAUAUGCUGAUAUCGAAGCUGCUUACAAGUGCCUUGAAGAAAGCUAUGGCGCGCAACAGGAAGACAUUAUCCUGUAUGGUCAAUCUGUAGGGAGUGGCCCUACAUUGGAUCUCGCUGCCCGAUUGCCGCAGUUGAGGGCGGUUGUCCUUCACAGCCCCAUUCUCUCGGGUCUAAGAGUAAUGUAUCCGGUGAAGAAAACCUACUGGUUCGACAUUUACAAGAAUAUUGACAAAAUCCCAUAUGUCAAUUGCCCAGUUCUCAUUAUCCAUGGAACUUCAGAUGAGGUCGUGGACUGUUCCCAUGGAAAGCAGCUGUGGGAAUCCUGCAAGGAGAAAUAUGAACCGCUUUGGCUCGAAGGUGGAAACCACUGUAAUCUUGAACACUACCCAGAAUACAUCAAACAUCUGAAGAAAUUCAUCUCAAGCACCGAUCGAUCCGAAAAUCAGAGCACCAAAAGAAGAGAGAGGCCGAGGCAGGAGGGCACUGACCGGAAGGAGAGAGAAAGGCCAUCAAAGAGUCUGUGGAAGAAGACUAAGCUUCGACUGUCCUUUGACCAUCUGGAUCGUUCUCGGAGAAGCGUUGACUUCCACGCCAAGGCUCGUAAGAGCGUUGACCAUCACCAGAUUGAGAAGGGAAGGAAAAGUGUUGACAGAUUGGAUAGAAUACGGUCCGAGUAAUCCUGCCUUCCCACGAGCGCGCGCGCACACACACAUAUAUAUAUAUAUAUAUAUAUAGGUGAGUACAUACUGUUCUUACAGAACAAAGAACAUGUGAUUGGUGAUUAUGAAGUUUUAUGCAAAUGGGUUGUGGCUAUUGGGAAUGUUUUAUGGUUGGUCAUUACGUAAUUGUUUAUA